AAAAAAAUAAUUAAUCAAUAAAUAAUAACAAUAGCCAUUUCUCUUUCUCAUUUGAGACAGAGAAAGAAGGGAGAAACAGAGGGAGACAUGGACACUGCGAUUUGUGGGAGAAUAGCUCUCUCACCUAAUCAAGUCUUUAGCCCUAAAUCGGGAGACAAACAUUCUCUUUGUAGAGGAACAUGGAUCAACCGUGGGAUUCUCAUGGCUCUAUCAGCAACAGGAUCAGGUAAAGGAGGCGGGCUGUUGGAGAGACCAAUUAUAGAGAAAACCACUCCUGGUCGUGAAUCUGAGUUUGAUCUGAGGAAAAAAAGGAAAAUGGCACCACCUUAUCGUGUGAUACUACACAAUGACAAUUACAAUAAAAGGGAAUAUGUUGUUCAAGUACUUAUGAAAGUUAUCCCGGGAAUGACAGUUGAUAAUGCAGUUAAUAUAAUGCAAGAAGCACAUUACAACGGCUUGUCAGUGGUUAUUAUUUGCACUCAGGCUGAUGCAGAAGAGCAUUGCAUGCAGCUGAGGGGUAAUGGGCUCUUGAGUUCGAUUGAGCCUUCGAGUGGUGGGUGCUGAAGAUGGAGCUAAAAACAGGAUCCCGAUGGUUUCUUGAUAAAGUACCUUAAUCAUCUCGUCAAAGUAUUAGAUGGUGUAUAUAAGUUUAGCAGUUUCAGUGUAUGUAUGAAUCUUUAGUCAUCCAUGCACAAUUGAAAACAGGGGAUGUUGGUAAUUUUGAAUAAAAGAGACAUGCCUCGCAGCUAUUACGUAGAUUGCAAGGUGUUAAUGACUUCCAAUUGAAUCUAGAAACUGCAAGGUUCCAAGUUGCCCCUUUA
Jatropha curcas is the source of this 821-nucleotide messenger RNA. RefSeq names its product Ribosomal protein L12/ ATP-dependent Clp protease adaptor protein ClpS family protein. The record is from RefSeq and is a predicted model, not a curated record. Lineage: Eukaryota; Viridiplantae; Streptophyta; Magnoliopsida; Malpighiales; Euphorbiaceae. Gene Ontology annotation, biological process: proteolysis; protein catabolic process.